Microtus oregoni (creeping vole) is the source of this 1314-nucleotide messenger RNA. RefSeq names its product zinc finger protein 75D-like. The transcript is spliced from 3 exons. Gene Ontology annotation, molecular function: RNA polymerase II cis-regulatory region sequence-specific DNA binding; DNA-binding transcription factor activity, RNA polymerase II-specific. NCBI's taxonomy places the organism in Eukaryota, Metazoa, Chordata, Mammalia, Rodentia, Cricetidae. The record is from RefSeq and is a predicted model, not a curated record. The coding region runs from base 1 to 1314 and encodes 437 amino acids. Gene Ontology annotation, biological process: regulation of transcription by RNA polymerase II.
AUGAGGAGGAAAGGGAAGGAAGAGAGGUGCUUCGGCACACCCAUGGGGCGUGUGCAGAAAAGUAACCUGCCUAUGCAAGGUAGCUCAAACCACAACAGGGAGGGCAGGUCACCAACCAAACGGGCCCCUCCCGAGAAUGCUCAGCAGCACUUCCGGAACAUCUGCCACAACCAAGUACCUGGACCACUAGAUGCUGCCAGGAAGCUUCACGAAUUAUGCUUUCAGUGGCUGAUGCCAGAGACCAACUUCGAAGAUCACAUCCUGGACUCUCUGGUGCUGGAGCAGUUCCUGAGCAUUCUGCCCCAGGGAAUGAGGAACUGGAUGCAAAAGCAUCAUCCGGGAGAUGUCAAACAGACUGUGAGUCUGGUCGAAAGCUUGCAGAAGGAGCCUGAUGCAGUCCCCGACAAGGACUUGUUGACAUUUGAUGAUAUCGACAUGCAUUUUUCUGAGACGGAAUGGCGUUUACUGGAUCCUUCUCAGAAGACACUCUACAGUGAGGAAAUGCUGAACAUCUACAAGAUGGCUGCCUCUCUAGGGUUAAAGCCAGAAAAUGACAAGGGAAAUGAUCAGCCUGAAUCUGCCUCUACAUCAGGAAUAGAAGCAAAACCGUCUAAAGUUUCAAACACCAGAAAGAAAGCUGCCCAGAACAAAAACAGCAGAAAAACCCGUGCAGACACACUCAGGGCACAGAAACGUGGUCAGGCUCAUCCCAGGAGGGGAACAGUGUCAGCUUCAGGUGGUAAAAAACAGGUUCCAAAACGUCAUCAGUGUCAGGAGUGUAAGAAAUGCUUCCGAGUUCCUGCUGAGCUUGUUAGGCACCAUAGAGUUCACACCAGAGAGAAGCCUUUUCCUUGUCAGGAGUUUGACCUGAGGUUCAGGUGGAUGUCAGAUCUGACAGCGCAUUCCCGGACACACAAAGGAAUAAAAUUAUAUACGUGCUCCUGGUGCCAGAAAAGCUUUUCUCUCAACACAAACUUACAUAAACACGAAAGAAUUCAUACAGGAGAGAAACCCUAUAAGUGUCUGAGAUGUGAGAGAGCGUUUACUCAGAAGUGUAGCCUGGUUAGACACCAGGUAGUCCACACUAAAGAGAAGCCCUAUUCGUGUAGCCUGUGUGAGAAAAGGUUUAGCAGACAGUCAAGCUUCGUCAGACACCAGAAGACACAUUGUCAGGCAACACGGCCAGGUGGAGGAGAGUCAGUGACAGACUGUAGAGAUUCCCAUGAUAAGAAUCUGUUAGCAGAGAAAAUUGGGGGGAGGUAUGCUUUGCGUCCCAGAAAGAAAUCCACACUGUUCCCCGCUCUUAAGACUUAG